AUGGCGCUGGUUACUAGUGGCUGCAUGAGAAGCGCCGACUCGCAAGCAUCGGUACCGCAGAUAGCGGUGCAUCGGAACAGCUCCGAUCUACCAAACAUUGACGCCCCAGACGCCCCACAACCCGCGCAGAACGCGGCUACAUAUCGGCACGUGUAUGAGAUGAAGAGGCGCGAUGUGGCCGAGCUACUGCCAACUAGCGAUCACCAUUCUCGGCAUCCUCAAACAUUGAAGAAGAAGAAGAACAUAGUUGUCAUCACCAACACUCGCCAACGAGGCCAACGAGGUCAAAACGGCGGCAUCUACCGAACCCAAGCAGUUCCAAGGUUUUACAUUCACAGUAGGCUGCAAGCACCCGACAUAAAGCAUUAA
Parastagonospora nodorum SN15 is the source of this 369-nucleotide messenger RNA. RefSeq lists its product as hypothetical. The transcript has 3 exons. The record is from RefSeq and is a predicted model, not a curated record. NCBI's taxonomy places the organism in Eukaryota, Fungi, Ascomycota, Dothideomycetes, Pleosporales, Phaeosphaeriaceae. The coding region runs from base 1 to 369 and encodes 122 amino acids.